GUCAGUGUCAUCAUAAUAAAACGCAACUAGCUGGGGGUCUGGACCUCUGCCAUUCUUACAAAAGCGUCGCGGAUCCUCUGUGUGUCUAAGCCAAGUUCAUGCAUCCCCUGCAGGAGAAGUUCUUGCGUUCUGAGAGGACACCUGUGUCGCAGGCACUUGAGGAGUAUCAUAAGAGAGGAAAUGUAUCCAUACGGUUAUAUAAAGCAGAUGUAAAAAUACAAACAGAGAAUAUGCUGGCUUGCUUCUGAUUGAUUGCUCUGAGAAUUUAAAAAGCCAUGCCCCGGCCAGGGAAGAACUCCUACAGUGACCAGAAACCUCCAUAUUCAUACAUCUCUCUGACUGCCAUGGCCAUCCAAAGCUGCUCUGAGAAGAUGCUCCCUCUCAGUGACAUCUACAAAUUUAUCAUGGAUCGUUUCCCAUAUUACCGAGAGAACACUCAGCGUUGGCAAAACUCACUCCGGCACAACCUUUCCUUCAACGACUGCUUCAUUAAGAUCCCUCGACGCCCUGACCAGCCAGGCAAGGGCAGCUUCUGGGCCCUGCAUCCAGACUGUGGAGACAUGUUUGAGAAUGGCAGCUUCCUGCGCCGCCGCAAACGUUUUAAGCUCCUUCGAGUAGAACAUUCGGCAUGCAAGAGUAGCCCCUUGCUACACUCCUACCAUUCUCACCAUCAUACUCAGCACUCAUUGCAUCAGUCCCACCAUCAUUCGGGGAAGCUGGGUGUGGGACAUCCAGAAUACCUGGGCACCAUGGGCCGACUUUCCCACUUCCAGAGCUACACACUCAGUGGUGGGCAGACCGGCAGCUUUAAGCAUCCGUUUGCCAUCGAGAGUCUGAUCGGCCGAGACUAUAAAGGAGUGAUGGCUAGUGGUUUACCUAUUGCAUCGGUCAUGCAUCACCUGGGCUAUCCGAUGCCCCCUCAGCUGGGUGGUAUGGUCAAUUCUGUGUGGCCACACGUUGGCAUGCUGUCCGAGCCAGUGUCAUCAGACUAUCCCCCAUUCAGUGUGGCAGUGAAGGGGCUUUACCAUCAUCAUCCUGGAACCCAGAGCUUGCCUGCUGUGCCCAUGCCCAUCAAACCUACACCGACCCUGGGCACAGUGUCCAGCUUAACUGCCAUUACACCAGGAGUUACACAGUUGUGCCCAAGAACAGCAGCAAUGAUGGAAAGAGAUGCAGCAGCUCUUAUUGAGGAAAAAAGUGCAUCUCUUCAUCCUGCUCACUUGCAGUCUUGAGGCUGAAGACUCACGACAAGGGUGUUUAGAGCACGUUUUGGAUCUCUUUGGACUUAAUAUGCCAACCUUUUCCUGAAGAUCUGUAAUGUCAUUUAAAAACUGCUAAAGAAGCACUUUUGGCUUUGUAUUUUAGGCUUCUUUAUAUUAUGCAGAGGGCAGAUUUUGUCUGAAGUUUGCCGUUUUCUGCUUCGUGUUUAAUGAGGUAUGUGUACACGCUUUAACUUCUUUAAAAUGUAUACUGUACAAAGGACUGUAUAAACUUAAAAGAGAAAAUAAGUAACUGAUUUAGCUUUUUUAACAUUUAAUUAAGCCUUAUACAAGUUAUUAUAACUACACAAACUGUGUAAAAUGAAACAAAAGCUGAUGGGUUUGCAUACAACUAUGAUUUGCACGCUACUACGCUACAGUUAAAUCAACAAAGAAGAUUGCUGUGUAUGUAGAAAAAUAUCCAAUAACCCAAAGUGAAUUUUGCUAAAUCAUUGUAUGUAAAAUAGAAAAUACAUUUAUGUUAAAAAUGUUGUUAUUUAUUGUAAUAAAUUGUAAACUGUAUUUGUAUAUAUGUGUAGAAUAUAAUGACUUACAUAAUUUGAAUUGCACUUGUGGUACUUACCAAUAUAUGAUCAAAACAUUUAAUGAAAGUCAAGCAGUCAAACAGAUAGUUAUAGUAAAUAAAAGUUGCCUUGGCUUAAGUAUGCUAUUUUAAAGUGAUAUGAAUUUCAACUCGGGCAGUAUAACUGUAUAAUUUUCUGAAAAUUAAAUGUUUUUACAGUAAAAUCAUGUCUAGUCACCGCAUGUUUCAGCGCGUGCAUGUGUUUGUGUUAAAUAAGAACAGAUUAAUCAAAUCAGUCGUGUGCUUGUGUGUGUUGUAUAUGUGCCUUCAAUUCUUUUUAAAGCUAAUUCAGUUUUCAAGAAAAGGAAAGGAAAGUACAAUAUUACAGUAUGUUUCACUUUGUAAAUAAUUUAUGUCUCUAUGUAUCAGAUUUUUUCACAAUACUCAAGCAUAACAGCAUAAAAUAGCUUCACAUCCUCACUUUUUUAACAUUAAAACAAAUGUUACUCCAACGUAUAGAAAUGAAAUCCAAGUCUGUUAGUCAAACUACAGAAAACAUGAUGCUGUCCAGCUGAGGAGCAUUUGCCUAAUCAGUUGCUAAAUCCUGG
This is a messenger RNA of Danio rerio (zebrafish), 2390 nucleotides long. The record is from RefSeq and is a predicted model, not a curated record. NCBI's taxonomy places the organism in Eukaryota, Metazoa, Chordata, Actinopteri, Cypriniformes, Danionidae.